Molecule: messenger RNA, 366 nt
Organism: Microthlaspi erraticum
Lineage: Eukaryota; Viridiplantae; Streptophyta; Magnoliopsida; Brassicales; Brassicaceae
Source: the annotation of a GenBank genome assembly
AUGAAGCUCGGUUACAUCAUUUUGGCUUUGUUAAUGGUAGGAAUCGUAUCCGGUGAAGUUUCACCUGCUCCGGCUCCGAUUGAGCAUUAUUUGGCGUCUCCGAAAACGGAAAUGUCUCCAGCUCCUUCGUCUCCGACGAUGUCUCCGUUUCCGGGAGGUAGUAAUCUCAAUCAUACUGACGUUACCGGAAUGGAAGGAGAAGAAUCCUCCGGAGACGGUGGAAAUGGCGGCGGGAAGAUGGCCGGGAUCGCGGUUGGAGCGAUAGCAGCUGCGAGUAUGGUCGGCGUCGGUGGAUAUGUGUUGAAGAAACGGCGAGAGAACAUUCGUCGAUCAAGAUAUGAAUACGCCGCGACUGAGAUCUUUUGA